ACAGUGUACAAGAUGUUAUUUCGCACUUUUCGGAUAUAACGUGACAGGAACUCGUGACACGGUGACGGACCACCGGACGGAGGCUUCCACUUACGAAGCGUCGGUCUACUGCGGGUGAUAUAAGUUUCGACCACUCCUUUUUUUUUUCAUUUCUUUUCUAACGCGUAAUCUCGAUCACACGUUCAUCCUUGGACAGACAGCGGGAUAUGAGCUACACCGAACCGUUGUGGGAGAUAAAUGGAAAUCAAGCACCAGUAAUCACGCAGGAAAUGUCACAGUACGUCGGUAGCGAACUUGGAAGCUAUCCGAUGUGGGACAGUUCCGUUUUAUAUCAGCCACCACCGGCUACACAUUCUCACGUCAACGAACACGGUUUGUACAGACAGCCCUGUGCUUUAUUGCAUCAAAGUCGUUAUACACAAAAUGGCCGAUCACCAAAUCUUCCCUCGUCAACUACGAAAAAGCCAAGGCGCAGAGUGGCCACAGUUUCUCAAAGAAGAGCCGCUAAUAUUCGUGAAAGACGUAGAAUGUUCAACUUGAACGAAGCUUUCGACAAAUUACGAAGAAAGGUGCCAACGUUCGCCUACGAAAAACGUUUAUCAAGAAUCGAGACACUUCGUCUGGCUAUUACUUACAUAGCAUUCAUGGGAGAAUUAUUAGGAAUCGAGCCCAGCAGCCCAAAACCAGAAUACAUACCACGUGAAUAUUAUUUGCCUAAUUAAAUCGUCUAAUCGAAGACGAACAACGACAAAACGCGUCUUCCAUUGAUCUUUUUAAUUUAUUCUUACAAAGAUUUGAAAAAAAAGAAAAAAAAAACAAAUUUUUAUUUAUUUUCUACAUAUAAUUGACUUAAUACAUUUUUGCUGAUUAAUAACUCGACUGAUAUAUGUUUCGAAAGAAAUAUUAACUGUUCAAAUAUCCACUUAGCUGAAAAAUUCAUAUCGAUAUUAAUCGAACAAAAUCUAUCUACUAUUCUACUUCGACAAAUAUGACGUAUAAUAAUGAUAUCUACUAAUAAUGAUAAUAAUAAUAAUAAUAAUAAUAAUAAUAAUAAUAAUAAUAAUAAUAAUAAUAAUAAUAAUAAUAUAUUAAUAUUGUACAGGAAUUUAAAAAAAGAAGGACAAAGUAAUUUUCUCAAUUCUCUGCAGUGCACAAUUAUUAUGCGACACUGAUCAAGAAGCGGGUACAAAUGUAGUGUUAAUGAAGUUAAAUGAUACGUCAGAACUAUCGUUAAGACGACAAGAAAGAGAUAGAGAUAGACAGAGAGAGAGAGAGAGGAAGAGAGAGGAGGAGAGAAAGUGAUUUAACAUAUUAAUUUUAUAUUCAUGUAAAAUAUCUAUCUAUAUAUAAAUGUACAUCUUCUCCUAUUAAUUUCUCUAUUUUAUUUAUAUAAUAUUUAUCUACAUGGAAUAUAGAUAUUAAUUAAUUAGUUCUUCUUUUUUGUUUUUAAUAGAGAUUAACAUUUAAUAACAUGACACACAAAUUUCAAAUACGAUUUGUAUCGAAGUGUGAACUCGAGAAAUAUGUCUUCCAUAUUUUAGGUAAACGUGAUAUAAUGUAAUGUAUUAUAUUAUUAAUAAAAAUCUGAGGUAACAUUGAAACAAGUA
This is a messenger RNA of Vespula vulgaris, 1607 nucleotides long. RefSeq names its product protein Fer3-like. Lineage: Eukaryota; Metazoa; Arthropoda; Insecta; Hymenoptera; Vespidae. Gene Ontology annotation, molecular function: DNA-binding transcription factor activity, RNA polymerase II-specific; protein dimerization activity; RNA polymerase II transcription regulatory region sequence-specific DNA binding. Bases 207 to 722 code for a protein of 171 amino acids. The transcript has 4 exons. Gene Ontology annotation, biological process: developmental process; regulation of transcription by RNA polymerase II. The record is from RefSeq and is a predicted model, not a curated record.